Myzus persicae (green peach aphid) is the source of this 592-nucleotide messenger RNA. Its product is annotated as macrophage migration inhibitory factor homolog. The record is from RefSeq and is a predicted model, not a curated record. Gene Ontology annotation, molecular function: phenylpyruvate tautomerase activity. Bases 195 to 572 code for a protein of 125 amino acids. NCBI's taxonomy places the organism in Eukaryota, Metazoa, Arthropoda, Insecta, Hemiptera, Aphididae. The transcript has 3 exons.
UAGCUCAACUGCUAUAAUUAUGUGAUCUGUACUUACAGGCACUCAUAUAAUAAAAUAAAACUUAUAUUAGCGUAUUCUAUAACAUGUUCUAUGUAUUUAUGAUCAUUAUUCUAAUGUAAUAAUAUUAUAUUCUAACAAUUUUGUUUUUUUACGAUUUUAAAUAAAUCUCUCAUUAUUUCAAACUUUCAACUAAAAUGCCAAUUUUGCAAAUUGAUACCAAUUUAUCAAUGACUGAUGUGCCAUUAGAUUUUUCAAUCAAGACUUGUGAACUAAUGGCAGAUGUUUUUAAAUCACCAUUAAACUUUUGUGUUGUGCACAUAAACCCUGAUCAAGAGAUAUAUUGGUAUGGGUUAGAUGGUCCAUGUGUCUUAGGAACAUUGAAAAUUGUAGGCGGCUCUGGAACAAUCAGUUCCAAACAAAAUAUUGGACACGCUGAAAAACUUGUAAAACACAUCAGUGAUAAUUUAAAAUUAUCCAAUAAGAAUAUAUCAAUAUCAUUUGUUGAACAAGAUGCAGGAAAUGUUACAAUAUUUAAUACUACUGUAUCAAACUUUUUACAAAAUAAAAAUUAAACAUUAAUGACAAAGUGCAA